AUGCCGCUGAAAGUCAUUGUCGUGGGAGCUGGUAUCGGGGGACUGUCAGCGGCGGUGGCCCUCCGCCAAGCCGGCCAUGAAGUCGAGAUAUUUGAGAAGUCCGCCUUCACUGCGGAGAUUGGCGCAGCAUUAAUGGUCUGUCCGAACGGAACGCGAGUCCUCAACAAGCUAGGGUUCUCUUUCUCAAAUGCACGUGCAAUCAUCCUCAAGCGGAUCAACGUGAUGGAUGGACAGACAUUAGACAACACAGCUGCGGUGGAUGUGAGCAGAGCGGAAGAGACGUUUGGCGCGAAGCUGUGGGCGGUACACCGCGUUGACCUUCAUAAAGAGCUAUUGCGACUGGCGAUAGACGAAGGAGGGGUGGGCCAGCCGGUGAAGCUGCGAUUGAGCUCUGAAGUGGCGACGGCCGAAACGGAUGGUACAAUUGUGCUGAAGGACGGUUCGGUGCACACGGCGGAUCUCAUCGUUGCAGCCGACGGGCUGAAGUCGGUCUUGCAGAGCGUGGUAACGAAGGAAGCUGGACCGCCUACGGCGACUGGACUGAGCGCAUUCCGCUUUUUGCUUGACACGAAGGUGCUGAAAGCUGAUCCGAAACUGGCAGCGACGCUAGGCCGGAAAGGAAGUUCUGACGUCGGAUCGCUACAAGACACCCACGAUCCGACGAAAGUGAGGUAUAUAAUAUGGUAUGAGUGUAGAGACGGCGAGACGCAGAACUUCGUGGGUAUACAUCCUACGAGGGAUAUAAACGGUGACAACCAGGAGGAGGUGAAAGCCGCGAUGCUUGAUGAGUUCAAGCAUUUUGCGCCAGAGGUACUCGAGAUCAUUCACCAAUCAACCGCUGCGAAAUGUUGGCCAUUGUUCGUACAUGCACCGCUAUCACAUUGGUAUAAAGAUCGUAUAGUGCUCAUCGGCGAUUCUGCGCAUCCGAUGCUGCCAUUCAACGCUCAAGGAGCCGUGUCAGCCAUGGAAGACGGCGGAGCUCUGGGCUAUCUCUUCCAGAACAUCGACAACCCCAGAUCAGUGCCCGAACGGUUGGAGUUGUUCCAACGUGUGCGCGCGGAUCGUGUAGCUCGCGUGCAGAUUCUAUCCAACGUGAAGCUAGGCAGAGAGAAAGAAGUCGAAGAGCAGGUUCGACGGUAUGCAGACCCUCGGGGCUCGAGCGUACCUACCAAUAUGGUCGAGCACGUUGCUCACGAUUAUGGAUACGAUGUUUUCCAGAAAUGCGAUGAAGUUGUGGCUGCAACUUUGUUUAGUAGUAUGCCAGCUUAACGACUCUAAUACAUGUUAUAUAAAGGCGAAGUUGUGAGUUUAUUUGAUCCACGAACAUGGGCACACAUCACUCUCUCGCAUACAUAAACGGCUUAGAUGCCUUUGUAUAUUCUCUGUCAACUGGAUCCUACGUACUAUAAGCCCAGAUACAUUUACUAAGCCACUUGGCUAGUCAGUCCGCCUAUAUGUAUAGGUGUACAUCUAGCCAGAUACAUAUUGCGAUACAUUCACCCAGUCAGACUUGCUCCGGCAUGC
Molecule: messenger RNA, 1524 nt
Organism: Paraphaeosphaeria sporulosa
Lineage: Eukaryota; Fungi; Ascomycota; Dothideomycetes; Pleosporales; Didymosphaeriaceae
Product: putative salicylate hydroxylase
Exons: 8
Coding region: 1-1269 (422 amino acids)
Molecular function (GO): monooxygenase activity; FAD binding
Source: RefSeq, a predicted model, not a curated record